CUCCGCCCCCGCUCGCUGCCAGGGCGGCUGAGGCAGCGGCCGCGCUGUCCGCGCUUGCCGCGCUCCCGCCUCGGGGCAGCGCCGCGCCGGGAGGAUGCGAGUGGGCGCCGCGGAGCGAGGCGAGGGCGCGGGCGGCCGCGGCGUUGGGAGCUCCCGGCCCAUCCGCCGCCCCCCCGCCCCGAAAGAAGUGCAGUAGUUUGUGAAGCGCAAGAUGGCGGCGCGGCCGUGAGCGCAGGCGGCGGGCGGGCGGCGGCGCGGGCUGAGGGGGCGAGGCGGAGCGGCGCCGGCAGGAUGUGCAGCACUGGAAACCAGCACCAACUUCAAUAAACCAUGUAAUGGAGACAGUUCUGGAUCUCUGAAAGGGCUCAGUAUCUGCAGUAGUGAAUGUUACCUGGUGGUGGAUGUGGACUUUAAAACAGUGUGUCUCAACAUCUCAUCCUCAACUAUUUUUAAUCUGAUUGCACUACGAAAGAAAAGCUGCUAAUGGGAUAAAUGUUGAGACUUUACAAGAACUGACUUGAAGUACCGAAAGCCAUUAUUAUUAUUAUUAUUACUAUUAUUAAUCAAGAAGAGCUUGAAGCUAAGUCUGUAUCUGACCAGUUAUAACAGUCAUGGCAAGUAAACGAAAAUCAACAACACCCUGCAUGGUCUUAGCCAAUGAGCAGGAUCCAGAUCUAGAAAUGGUAUCAGACCUGGAGGAAGGACCACCUGUGCUCACGCCAGCAGAUAACCCUACAGCAGAGAGUGUCACAAGUGAUGAGGAUGUUCAUGAGUAUGUGGAUUCAGACAAUAAGAAAAACGCAAAUAAAGUAGAAGGUGGUUAUGAGUGUAAAUACUGUACUUUUCAGACUCCAGAUCUCAAUAUGUUUACUUUCCAUGUGGAUUCAGAACACCCCAACGUAGUAUUAAAUUCAUCCUAUGUUUGUUUAGAAUGUAAUUUCCUUACCAAAAGAUAUGAUGCCCUCUCAGAACAUAAUUUGAAGCACCACCCUGGAGAGGAAAAUUUUAAAUUGACUAUGGUGAAACGAAAUAACCAGACAAUCUUUGAACAGACAGUAAAUGAUCUCACUUUUGAUGGGAGUUUUGUUAGAGAAGAAAAUGCUGGACAGGCUGACUCUUCUGAGGUCCCCUCAUCAGGGAUCUCCAUUAGCAAAACUCCUAUCAUGAAAAUGAUGAAAAACAAAACCGAGGCUAAACGUAUUGCUGUUUUCCACAGUGUAGUUGAUGACAUUCCUGGUGAAGAAAAGGGAACUGAAAAUGAGCCAAACUCAGAAGAAGUAGUAGAAAACCCCCCACCGGCAGUUUCUGAGUCAAAACCAAGCCAUUCAGUUGUUUGCAGUGCAGCAGAUGUGGCUGGUGCAGUAGUGAACCCGGCACCAGUGCUUCAGCCUGGGGUGGCACAGGUUAUAACAGCUGUUACAGCUCCACAGAACUCAAACCUGAUUCCGAAAGUACUAAUACCUGUAAAUAGCAUUCCAGCCUAUAACACUGCUUUGGAUAACAAUCCUCUUUUGCUUAACACCUACAACAAAUUCCCAUAUCCAACCAUGUCAGAAAUCACUGUUCUUUCCUCUCAAGCUAAGUACACAGAAGAACAGAUUAAAAUAUGGUUUUCUGCCCAGCGUCUGAAACACGGAGUGAGUUGGACACCAGAGGAGGUGGAGGAAGCAAGGAGGAAACAAUUUAAUGGCACAGUGCAUACUGUGCCACAGACAAUUACCGUUAUUCCAGCACACAUUUCGGCCGCUAGCAAUGGUUUACCUUCAAUUUUACAGACAUGCCAAAUAGUUGGUCAGCCAGGACUUGUUCUCACUCAAGUUGCAGGUACAAAUACAUUACCAGUAACAGCUCCGAUAGCUUUGACUGUAGCAGGAGUCCCAAGCCAAACACAGUUACAGAAGAGUCAGAUUCACAGUGCUCAGCCUAUUGCAGAAACCAAACAAGUAGCUGCCAUUCCAGCCCCUCAGCCUAUCAAAAAUGAAUCCACACUAAUGAAUCCUGACUCCUUUGGCAUCCGAGCAAAAAAAACUAAGGAACAACUGGCAGAAUUGAAAGUCAGCUACCUUAAAAACCAGUUUCCGCAAGACUCAGAAAUUGUUAGGCUUAUGAAAAUAACAGGCCUCACUAAAGGAGAAAUCAAAAAAUGGUUCAGUGAUACACGCUACAAUCAGAGAAACUCAAAGAAUAAUCAUGGGAUUCAUCUCAAUAGUGAUUCAUGUGCCACCAUUGUUAUUGAUUCAAGUGAUGAAAUGAAUGAAUCUCCAACAGGAGUCACUACACAGAGCAAAUCAUCUUGGGGUACUUUUCCUGAUUUCAGCCCACAGAAAUUCAAAGAAAAGACUUCUGAACAGCUGCAAGUCCUCCAAGCAAGUUUUCUUAAUAACCCUGUCCUUACUGAGGAAGAGAUGAAUAGGUUAAGAGCCCAAACAAAACUGACCAGGAGAGAGAUUGAUGCCUGGUUUACAGAAAAAAGGAAAUCAAAUGUCUUGAAGGAAGAGGGAGCUGACAUGAAUGAAAGCAAUGCUGGCAGCUCAAAAGAGGAGACUGGAGAAACAUCUGUGGGAGAUGGAGCAGCAGGAACAAAAUCAGGGUGUUCCACUUCAAGCAAAAUAGGCAAAAAAUCACCAGAACAGUUGCACAUGCUCAAAAGUUCUUUUGUCCGUACUCAGUGGCCAUCUCCACAAGAAUACAACAAGCUGGCAGAAGAAACUGGGCUUCCAAGAUCAGAAAUUGUGAGCUGGUUUGGAGAUACUCGGUACGCCUGGAAAAAUGGUGGAUUGAAAUGGUAUUACUAUUACCAGAGUGCCAAUGCAAACAGUCUGAAUGGCCAAGGCUUUGCAAGGAAGAGAGGGAGAGGAAGACCAAAAGGAAGGGGGAGAGGGAGGCCUCGGGGGAGGCCUCGGGGAAGCAAGAGGUUAAAUUGCUGGGACAGAGGUGUGUCUGUCAUAAAAUUUAAAACUGGAACAGCAAUCCUGAAGGACUAUUAUAUGAAGCACAAAUUCCUUAAUGAGCAAGACCUUGAUGAACUGGUAGCCAAAUCUCACAUGGGAUAUGAGCAGGUCAGAGAAUGGUUUGCAGAAAGGCAAAGAAGAUUAGAACUUGGAAUAGAGCUGUUUGAUGAGAAUGAGGAGGAAGAGGAAAUGCUCGAUGAUCAGGAGGAUGAGGAAGAAACAGAUGAUAGUGAUACUUGGGAACCCCCCAGACAUGUUAAACGUAAACUUUCAAAAACUGACUGAUGUACAAUUUGGAAUUUGGGGACCAAAACCCUAUGAAUUAGGUUUGAUGUUAUGGUGAAGAGCCACAUGAUUUUUCAUGGCCUUCAGUUUAGCAAGCAGCUGCUUAGCAUCUUCCUCCCACCUAAGAGUGCAUAGGCAAGAUGCUACCUGUGCAGGCAAGAACUGUUUGCUUUGUUGCUACAAGAGAUGAACAUCCUCGGGCCUGUCCUGGGACAGGGGGUUACAAGUCAGAUCAAGUUCAGCUCCUCCUUUUCCACACUACCGAUGGGAGGGUUCAUGUUCAUCAUACACGUGACUGCUUCUCAAUAUUUAAUUGCCUUAUGUUGUUUAAUUCCAAAAAACCACAGACUUUUUUUUUGUUGUUGCUGUAAGAGAACAUUGCCUGCUUGUGAAGGAGGAAAACAAAAAUAUUAGAUGUCUUUUUGCAAACAUCCCUUCAUCUGAAAGGUUUCAAGGCCUGGGUUUAUUUCUUAAGGAAAGCGUUGAAAACAGAAGGGGAAAAGUGUGACAAAAGGAACCAAUGAACCUAGGGCUGCCCAGUGUGGUGAAGGGGAAGCAAUUCUUGAAAAAUUUCAAGAUAACUGGUUAACUGUGAAUGGGCCUAAUCUUUUCGUGAAACCAAGAAAAUUUUUGGACACACACAGGACUUGAAUACUCAAAAGGAUUGGAACU
This is a messenger RNA of Poecile atricapillus (Black-capped chickadee), 3908 nucleotides long. RefSeq names its product zinc fingers and homeoboxes 1 (gene ZHX1). The transcript is spliced from 4 exons. NCBI's taxonomy places the organism in Eukaryota, Metazoa, Chordata, Aves, Passeriformes, Paridae. The coding region runs from base 612 to 3236 and encodes 874 amino acids. Gene Ontology annotation, molecular function: DNA-binding transcription factor activity, RNA polymerase II-specific; DNA binding. Gene Ontology annotation, cellular component: nucleus. The record is from RefSeq and is a predicted model, not a curated record. Gene Ontology annotation, biological process: regulation of transcription by RNA polymerase II.